AUGCUUAAAGAGUUUAUACAAAUAUUUUUAGAUGUGAGUAGCAUUCACGGUUUAAUACACAUUUCUCAAAAAGGUCGCCAUUUUGUGGAGCGAGUAACAUGGAUUAUUUUUGUUGGAGCUGCAAUAUACGGUGCCGCUGUUUUGAGUAAUAUAACAUUGAUUCGGUACAGUGAAAAUCCGACAGUAAUUUCGAUGGAGAGAGACCGAUUUAACUGGAACACUUCUUUUCCACCGGCAACACUAUGUACAGAGAAAAAAUACGAUCUGGAUAAGCUGGAGGAAUACGUUGAAAAGAACAAUAGCAUUAAAGAUAAAGAACUUUUUAAAAAAUUCGUUAAAUCUUUACUAGAAGCUACAUACUUGAAUUUAGAUUCUAUAGUAGAGUAUGAAGGAAUAUCUGGCGAUAAUUUCGUGGAUUUGAUUUACAAAUUCCGGUUUCCUUUUAAACCAACUAUUACCUCUUCUGCUGGUAUGGAAAAGCUAGAGGUAGAUCCAACUUUUACCGAGAUGGGACUAUGCUAUUCUUUUAACUCUCAAAUAGCAGUUUAUAGCUCACCAGAGAUUUGGUAUAAUAAUUCGUGGAAACUAUUACCAGAAAAAAAUACUCUUUCUGUGAAUCCUCUUGAUGGCGAGGUGUUUAUUAAUGUUAUAAACGUCACUAGUGGAUACCAGGUAUAUUUCCAUAGCUCUUUCGAAACAGUUGACAUUGCAAGUAAAAAUAUACGAACUUCUGAUAAUAAUUUCCUGCAAUUGCAUAUUACGGGUCUUGCGAUAAUUGCUGCCGAUGGAAUAAAGAGUCUUACUCCAAAACAAAGAAAAUGUAGAUUUUACUACGAAAGCAAUUUACCACAUUUUGCUGUUUAUUCGUACAUUUUAUGCAGAAUGGAAUGUAGAGCCUCAUUGGCUAAACGACUUUGUGGUUGUUUGCCACAUUUUUAUAGAAAAUUGGCUGGUGAGAUAGUAUGCGAUGUCAAAGGCUUGCAUUGUUUAGCUAAAUAUACAGAGAGAUUAAUAUUUUUAAAAGGAGAGUGUUCCUGUGUCGCAAAUUGUGAAGAAACAGUAUAUAUAGUCGACUUCACCGAUGAAAGGGAAUGGUUCCUUGGUUCCAAUUUACAAUGGGGUAUGAUAGAAUAUCCUAAACUGCGCUUAAGAAGAGAUGUAAUUUUCGGAUUCACAGAUUUAUUAGUAUAUAUCGGAGGUAUGGCUGGAUUAUUUCUGGGCUGUAGUUUUCUCAGUUUUAUGGAAAUUGUCUAUUUCUUCACCUUGAGGUUAUUCUGGUUUGUUGUACGUUAUGGAGACGAAACUAAUCAGAAGAAAAAUGUUAAUCCAAUAAGUUACAAUCGAAAAUAUAUUAUCCAUAAAUGGCACCGUAAAUAG
Diorhabda carinulata is the source of this 1377-nucleotide messenger RNA. RefSeq names its product sodium channel protein Nach-like. Bases 1 to 1377 code for a protein of 458 amino acids. The record is from RefSeq and is a predicted model, not a curated record. Gene Ontology annotation, biological process: sodium ion transmembrane transport. The transcript has 7 exons. Gene Ontology annotation, molecular function: ligand-gated sodium channel activity. Gene Ontology annotation, cellular component: membrane. Lineage: Eukaryota; Metazoa; Arthropoda; Insecta; Coleoptera; Chrysomelidae.